Molecule: messenger RNA, 1923 nt
Organism: Trypanosoma theileri
Lineage: Eukaryota; Euglenozoa; Kinetoplastea; Trypanosomatida; Trypanosomatidae
Product: putative TPR-repeat-containing chaperone protein DNAJ,putative
Exons: 1
Coding region: 1-1923 (640 amino acids)
Molecular function (GO): protein binding
Source: RefSeq, a predicted model, not a curated record
AUGCACCAACAUGUCCACCGCAAUGAGUUUACACAGACGAUGCCAACAGAUCGUCCCUUCUCACUUCCGCGAAUAGGGAGAAGUGACACUCGAUUGCGGAGAGGGGAAAUGAAUAAAUACAGCAGUGGACCUCAUCUACAAGGUGGUCGUGAUAUUGCGGGAAAGACUUUUCUGAGUCGUCAUGGGCCUAAAACAUGGGAAUACACUUAUCGCCCCAAAGUAAAGAGAGAAGUAAACAAACAAGUCUCUUCUUGUGGUUUAACGACUGCGCCAAUAGAUAGGACAUUGCCUCUACGACGAACAUGUGAUGAGGAAACAGCCUGUCGUAGACUUAUAAUGGCUAAUGAAACAAUAGAACGACAACGUCUUUUACGACAAGUAGAAAAUAUGCAACCAGUAAUGGGUAGUUUUUCUACAGAAAAUGAAGAACGUGGUCUUCGUUUACUUUCUUUAAAAAAUUAUGCAGGUGCGUUUGUUUGUUUUACUCGAUCGUUUAGACAAAAUACUCGUUCUAGGAUGGCAUAUUGUAAACGUGCAUUCUGUAGUUGGCAUUUAUUAUUAUAUGAUGAAUGUAUUGAAGAUUGUCGAAGGGCUCUUGAUUUAGAUCGAGAACUUGUUUCACUUCUUUCCCGUUCAUUUCUUAUGCGUGAACGUUAUCAAGAAGCACGUCAAUGUUACGAUUAUGCGUUGCAAAAUUUUAUAACUUCAACAGAAGAUCCAUAUUGUGUUAAAUGGCAGACUGAAUAUGAAGCGAUAUCUGCACUUGAAAAAUUUCGAACUUUUAUUAAAGAAAAAAAAUGGGAAGAAUCUUUAGUUGUAAAGGAUACUGCUAAACCUCUUAUUGAUGGAACACCGUUAAUUGUAUUGGAGGCAAGAGCUUUGCUACAUGUAAGUCCUCCCACUGCACGUAUGCGUCUUAUCCCAUACAUUGCUACAAUUACAAGACCUUCACAUACCCAAACAGGAAUGUCUUUAGAGGAAAAGACAGUAUAUCGUUCUUUAGAUGAACAUUACUUACAAGCUUGUGUUCUUUUAGCACAAAUUAAUGUUUAUUGUGGUACACAAUAUUUAGCAGUUUCUGCAGCUCUUCUUCAAACAUGUCUAGCUAUUAGUCCUGGUUUUGGUCCAGCAGUUCUUCUUGGUCAUUAUCUAGUUUCUUUAGAAGAAGUUCUUACCCAGGUAACAACUUUGUUUCAACAUAAACGAUAUGCAGAAGCUAUUCCUAUUAUUCAUGAUGGUUUGGAGUUAGAUAAAUCAAAUUCGUUAAUGUGUAGUAUACUACUUUGCAUGCGAGCUGAAGCUAAUGCACAUCUUGGUAGGGAUUUUGAGGUUAUUAAUGAUUGCACUACAGCUAUUUCUCUUGACCCAAAAUGUUCAAAAGCUUAUGUGCUUCGUGCAGAUGCACAUCAAAAGCGAAAUGAACGUUCUGAGGCUGCAGUAGAUCGCCUUACUGCUGUAAAGUUAGAUCCUACACUACGUCAUAUACUUCGUGGAGAUGAAGAACAGUUUUUACCAAUACCUGAACAGACAAACACAUCUCAUAAUAUGUAUGGGACACGAAAUAAUCGUCCACGUUGGUAUGAUUUCUUUAAACCAAAAAGCGAGUUUGAAUCUUUACCAAAGUUUUCUAUGGGAAGUGAUGGGAAGAGUACAAAGCAGGCACCAAUGGUCACAGGUGUAACUACACUUUAUGAUAUUUUGGAAUUGGAAAAAGGAGCCAGUAUGGAAGAUGUUCGUGCACAGUUCAAGAAAUUAACUCUGAUAUAUCAUCCAGACAGAGUAGUGAGGGAUACGGUACAAGCACAAGAAGAAGCAUUAGAGCGAUUUAAGCUUAUUAAUCAUGCACAUGAAGUUCUGACAGAUCCCAGUGAAAAGUUUGUAUAUGACCUUUCAUUAGGGAUUCAUUCUGGUACAAACUUAUAG